GGAAGGUUUGGUGAGGGACUGUAAAUCUGUACCACUGCGUACUGCGUUUACUCCGGCUCCUUAUCUGUACCUCGUAUAGAGCAUCUAGCAAAUUUGUCUUUGGGGGAAAAAAACAAAACAUUCUGACGGCCAUUUGGGUGACAUCAUAUACUGUGCAGUCGGCAACAUCGCUUCUGUUUUAACAUGGAUCUUUUGUGGAUCGUGUGUCUGACGACGUGCUUUUGGAUUGUGUCUGCUGAGAGGCAUAGUGUUUACUGGAACAGUUCGAAUCCGAAGUUCCUAUGGGAUGACUACACUGUGGCUGUACGGAUCAACGACUACCUUGACAUUAUCUGCCCCCAUUACGAGGAAGGGGAGAUCCCCUCUCACUCAGCUGAGAGGUACAUUCUCUACAUGGUGGAAGCAGAGGAAUAUGACACAUGCAAACCACAAUCUAAGGACCAGGUGCGAUGGGAAUGUAAUCGGCCACUUGCUCUAAAUGGGCCAGAGAAGUUCUCAGAGAAGUUUCAGCGCUAUACUCCUUUUACCCUGGGCAAGGAGUUCAGAGAAGGCGAAACAUAUUAUUAUAUCUCAAAACCUAUUCACCACCAUGGGGAGCAAUGCCUGAAGCUGAAGGUGAAGGUCGUGGGACAAAAUGGGUCCCAGCAGCCAAGAACCACAGGAGCACACACACCAGGACUGCCAGCAGAUGAUCCUGCCAUUAGUGCUGCAGAUGUGAUGAAGAGCAUUGGCCAUAACUCUCAUGCCCCAUUUGUGCCGGUCACCUCCCUGGUGACACUGCUUUCUGUUCUGUGUGUUCUGCUACUGUGAGAGUGGAAGUGAAUAACCACCUUUUUGCUCAAUCUGUGAAAGCUGGUGCCCUUGCUGCUUGGUACUGAAGAGAAACUGAGACAGGACUUCAGCUAACAUGCCAGGCGGGCAGUUUGAGGCUCCAGAAGCAGCCAAGUGGGCGGUGGAAUCCAGAACCCAACAGACAUUUUGUGGGUGUUCUACCCUUGUUUACAAAAUAACAGUCAUUGGUUGAAUGAAGCUCUCAGACAGGGGUCAUCUUCCUGGUUUGGGCAAAAGGCAACACACUUGUCACCAAAGAUGGGCCCUUUGCAGGAAGCAGAUUCUCCGUUUUGUGAUCAUUCUGCUUUUUGUGGCAAUUCCUGCUUG
Polypterus senegalus (gray bichir) is the source of this 1158-nucleotide messenger RNA. RefSeq names its product ephrin-A1-like. Gene Ontology annotation, molecular function: ephrin receptor binding. Gene Ontology annotation, biological process: ephrin receptor signaling pathway; axon guidance. The transcript is spliced from 5 exons. Bases 184 to 810 code for a protein of 208 amino acids. Gene Ontology annotation, cellular component: plasma membrane. Lineage: Eukaryota; Metazoa; Chordata; Cladistia; Polypteriformes; Polypteridae. The record is from RefSeq and is a predicted model, not a curated record.